GGGGAAGCUGAGGGGGGAAAGCCGUGGAAUGGCGGACGGUUGGGACGGUUCGUUUCGGUGGUGAAGAGCGGAGUGGAAGCGGAUCGGAGAAGACGGCCGUUAGGCGGUUGGACAGCUCAUAAACACAUGGCUGGGUUCUUCCAACAGAGUGCAAAUUCUAGAAGAGAAAUAUCAGUGUCUUUUGAAGAUGAAUGGCAUGAGCAUACAGGCACUUUAAUACUUGGAUUGCUGAAAAUUGAAUGAACCCUGUUUGAAGCUGAUCCACCAUGCCAUUAGUAACAAGAAAUAUCGAGCCAAGGCACCUGUGCCGCCAGACAUUGCCCAGUGUUCGGAAUGAGCUGGAAUGUGCGACCAACAUCACCCUGGCAAAUGUCAUUCGACAGCUGGGCAGCUUGAGUAAAUUUGCAGAGGACAUAUUUAGAGAGCUGGUUACACAAGCAACCACAUAUGCUGUUCGAGUCACCUCUUUAGUUGAGAGAGUUGAUCGCCUUCAGGUGAAAGUUACUCAGUUGGAUCCCAAAGAGGAAGAAGUGUCCUUGCAAGGUAUUAAUACCAGGAAAGCCUUCAAGAGCUCCACAACUCAGGACCAAAAGCUCUUUGAGAGAGAAUCUGCCCCCCUGCCUGUCCUUGAAACAUACAGCACUUGUAAUAAACCGCCCCCUCUUAACAUUCUAUCCUCAUACAGGGACGAUGGCAAAGAAGCACUUAAAUUCUACACUGAUCCAUCAUAUUUCUUUGAUCUUUGGAAGGAGAAAAUGCUGCAGGAUACCAAGGAUAUCAUGAAAGAGAGACGGAAGCAUAGGAAAGAAAAGAAGGAUAAUCCUAACAGAGGAAAUGUAAACCCUCGGAAGAUAAAAAGCCGAAAAGAAGAAUGGGAAAAAAUGAAAAUGGGUCAAGAGUUUGUCGAUACAAGAGAAAAACAUGGACUGGGAGGGUACCCUCCUAACAUGGUGUAUCAGAAUGGUAGCAUUGGUUCCAAUGAGAGUGUUGAUGCUGCCUACUAUCCACCUCCUCCACAGCCAGAAUCUGUUUCACCAUCCCCUCCUCCAUUGUCAGAUGAUAGUCUUCCGCCUCCACCAGCAGAAUUUAGCUAUCCACCUAGCCAGAGUGUUUCUGGAGGGCUGAAGAAAUCCAUCCUUGUCAGCCCCAGCCACCCUCCGCCAGAUCCUCCUAUUAGCUCACCCCCGGGGACCAGGCCUGGCUUUGCUCCACCUCCUGCUCCACCCCCUCCACCCCCGAUGGAAGGAGUUCCUCCACCCCCUCCGCUUGCUGGCUUCCAAGCUGCGGUCAUCCCUCCUCCACCAUCUCCACCCUCCUUCCCGCCUCACCCCGACUUCGCUGCCCCUCCACCCCCUCCACCCCCGGCAGCGGAAUAUGCCGUUGUGCCAUCUCCCCUGCUGCCACAGCCCACAAGUGGGGUGCCGCCCCCUCCCCCUCCUCCCCCUCCUCCUGGCCCAUCUCCUUCAUCUUUUGGUGGCGUGGGUAUUCCGGAGGCUUCUAUCCAACAACCCGACUUGGUGCCCUCCAAGCCAAAAUCCUCGUUGCCUGCGGUUAGUGAAGCUCGGAGUGACUUGCUUUCUGCUAUUCGUCAAGGAUUCCAGCUCCGUAAAGUUGAAGAAGAACGUGAACAAGAGAAGCGAGAUGUUGUGGGCAACGAUGUUGCAACCAUCCUCUCACGCCGCAUUGCAGUAGAAUACAGCGAUUCAGAGGAUGAUUCCUCAGAGUUCGAUGAAGACGAGUGGUCUGAUUAACCCCCCCACCCCCCCUGCACAUCCCCAAUUUGGGGAUGGAGGUGGAUAAGAUUGGAGAGAAAAUGGCCAUCACUUCCCAGAAUGUCAAACUUUUUUCUCUUUUUUUUUGGCUUUCCUCUUUUUAUCCAAUAACCAAAGAUUGAUCUUCCAGGCUUCCAAAUAACUGCUUUCCCUCCCAGUUGAUGGGACUUACACAUCCUUCCAAGAAAGAAGGAAAAUGAACCCUAGAUUUCCAGAUUCUCAGGUUACUAUGAAAAUAUAUAUAUAUAUUGUUAAAGAUUUUCUUUGGUUUAGGACUAAAUUUGCAGCUCCUGGCACAACCAGGAAGUGUUGCUUAAAAUGACAGGCAACCAACUUGCAAGUAAUACUAAUUUCCUUUGCAACAGUUAUGUGAGGCAUUGGAAACACUGUAGUAAGCUGGUGAUUCACCUUCUUUGUCCCUCCAGUAGGGUGUAAUUUUACAUUUCUACUCUCACCAGCCCUAACAAUACAUUCUUUAUGCUAAAUUUGGAAUGUAUUAAUUUAGGCUGGAGUUUAAAAAACACUGUACCGUGUACACAACAGGAUCAUCUAAAAAAAAUUUUUAAUCUCUUUCCCCCCUCAGUGCCUGUUAAAUCAUAGAAUGAGCCAGGGAACUACUUAACCCAUAGUACCACUUAAGUUUUUAUAAUGAAGAUGGAAUUUAUGCAAAAUUAGGAAGAAUUUCCCUCCGUGUGUCUUGAAUACAAGAGCUUUAAGCUCUGGAUGUGGUCUUGCUUUGCGAUCAAAAGAUUUGCAGAUUCUCAAUUCAGUAGAAGGUCCUACAUGAAUCAACUUAGCUGUAAGUGCUCUUUUUCUUUUAAUCACAUUAUGCUAAAAGCUGAGAUGUGAUUAAGCCUAUGACCCUUCUCUAGUCACCACAUGGGAGUUUUCAUGGACCAACUUGGCCAUAUGUAAUAUAUGCCCAGUCUUCCUUAUUAUUUUCCUUUUAUAUUUCUUUCUUUCUAGCAAACAUUUAUACAAAUAGCUUUUGGGGGGGGGGAUUCUCUUCGCCAAGAACUAGUAUACAGAAUGUCAAAGGGCAGGCCCCUAAAUUUAUCCAGGCAUCCCACUUACUGGAACAAUGCUAUCACUCUAAUCAGAGUGAUGGUUUAAAUAGGGAACAUGCCUACCUAUUUAUUGGUUUGAAAAUCUUUGCCUUGCCAUAUGCUCUGUUGUUCUUUUCUCACUAGGAUGUGCCUUGUAACAGCUUCUACAUCCCAAAGAGUACUGCUUUCUUGCUUUUAUCCUUACAGACCUUUAUUUCAAGUCCCUGUUUUGUUUUGAAUUUCUGGUUCCAUAGCUAUAUAGCAGAGCUUUUCUUUAGCCAAAGGGAAGGACCAAACUUUCAGAAGUAGGUAGAAAAUUUAAACUAUCCUGAAAAAAUUCAUUUAGUUGGUGGCUUCCUUUGUGGCACUGAACAGCUUUGAGCAUCUGAUUGGAGUGCGUAACGGAUAGGCUGAUGGGUAGUUUGCUCAUGAAUUAUAAAACCUUUCAAAACAGUCUAUAAUAUAAUUUCAAAAAUGACCCUAAGGCUCAUUAGUAACCCAGAAUUAAUAUUCAAGUACUAAGAGUAGUGGCCAGCUUAGAAAGAAAUGACAGAACUUAGCCUGGUUUUUUGAUUUGGUGUUUCAUACACGGCAAAGCCUUUAACUUUGUGUGACUGUGCAUACUAAAUCUUUGUGGAUGGCUUCCUCCUAAUGGAAGCCACAAGAACAUAAAAAGGCCUUCAGGUGUGCAUUCAGAAUGACAACGGUUACCCACACAUGGUGCCAAGAAAACUAUAUGGCUGUGCCAAUGGAAUUAGAGAGCCUCUAUUUCGUAUAACUUUUUUCCUAGCUGUCCCCAUAAAUGAUUUUUUUGUAGAUUGACCAUAUCAGUUUAUAAUCGAUGUGCUGCAUAAGGAUAAUGGGCAUUUUUAAGGUAACGUUUAAACAGGUUUGACCUAAGGUUGACAUCUAAAAGUUUGAAAAAGGUUCUAAUUCUAUGUUCCUUGAGAGGUGGGUGUCCUGUACAAAGAGAGUGAUUUCUCUUGCCAGCUUUUCACAACCUGAUGCCUCUCACUUACAGCUUUUAAAUUGCUUGUCUGUGUUGACUAACAAUUGAAAACACAGGUACUCAAACAUAUCCCCAAAUUCUGAAGCUAGGGUUGAGUUCGGAUGCUAGUUAGUAAAAAGGUUGAAGUUAACUCCUCAAUUGAAAUCCCUCUUACUGCUUUUUUGCACUUUUAAGAUGUCAGACAACCUGCUGGAAAACAAUAAGUUGUUACAUUGAACAUCAUGUUCAAUAGAACAACCCUGAAAAAAAUCAUUUGAGAAACAGAAAGCCAGUCAAACACCUUACUUAGCCAGUUGGGCCCCAAUUAUCAGCCAGGUCAUGGAAUCCUUAGGUGCUGAGUGGCAACCACCCCUCCUCCUCCUCCUCCAGUUUUAAACAGAUCUUCUCCCUGAAUUAAAAUGAAUGAAAUCGUCUCUUUGAGACAUUCAUGCUUGGUGUGAAGCCUCAAAAUAGAUUUGAUUCCAUCUCCAGAAGAUGGCUUUAGUGUCGCUAUUCUGAUUUUAGAAUAGUUAAUUGAACUUAAUUGAAGAUGCUGUACAGAUUUCAUUCUCUGAGUUAGUUGGAGUACUUCAGGUUUUCUUACGGCAAAUUAUCAGCAGGAACAGCUGCUUGGUUCAAUGGAAAGAAUAGGGUGGAGAAGAAAUUCUACUAGAACAAUAGUGCUAUUGCUUGAUUUCUACAGAAAGCCCACCCAUUAUUUUGUUUCCUUUUUUCCCCCCCUUUUGCAUCACAUCAUCUGAGUAAAUUAGUUUUUCAAAUUUCUUUCUUUAAAAUAUAUAUAUACAUAUAUUUUAAGUUCUAGAUUGUGCCACUGGGUCUAAAACCUUUUUUCUGCAAUGCUGGGUCCAAAAUGUUUUCUACAGUCUUUGAAGAUCAACUUCUUCCCUUCUCCAUCAUAGUUGACCACAUUAUGAGGAAGGACCCUUCAAAAUCCCAAGAAGUCGCAAAGCUUUGUGAAGCAGGCAUUUGGGCAGAGAGAGACUUAAAAUAGGCCUCUUGGAUCACACAGCUGGGCAGAAGAGUACUGCGUCCUUUUACCAGACUGCCCGUACUACAGAAACUCUGGGGCCGCCUCUGAUUUCCUUUAUAUGUAUUUUGGGAGGGAGAGAGUGACUUUUUCUUUCCUUGUUGCACCUUUUAACAUGAUUCAGUUUAAUUGAUUUUAAAAACUAACAAUGUUUUAUUAUGUAGAAUAAGUUGACUUCUAUAAGUGCCUUAUUUCAUAAAAUAUAUUUAUGUAAGAGUAAUUAUUUCAAAUGUAUCAUAGGUCAUACCUGAACAGAAAUAUGGAAUGUUGAAGGAAGUCUUCUUUUAACCAGGUUUUCUAAAUGAUCAGUUUGUAAGAAAGAGAUCAAUAGAUUAUACCUUAAUUAACUGCCGGAGGAAAGAAAUGGUUAUGGAUGCAGCUGUUGGUUUUAUCAGUAGAGACCAAGAGCAUAAGAAUAUCAGGCAACAGCCAGCAGGAUGUGAUUCUAGGUGUUUGUCAGUGUAUCCACCAUGCACACUUGGUGAAAAUGAGUGACCACUCCAUGAUAUGCUGAAAGUCUGCUUUACUGUAAACUCGGCCGUUGUGAGAAUUGGCUUUUGGGAUGAAUUCAAAAGUCCUUAAAACCUAAAGCAAAAAGCGCUAUAGUGACCUCAGCCAUGUCUAUGCUAGAGGCCAGUGAUCAUCAGGGUGUUCCAGUACAGCCUGAUGAUCAGUACCAAAUUCUGUCUGGCAGGUCUUGGGUGAAGAAGGAGAAGCACAAUGGAGAUUGGAAUUGUCGCUUCUCUUCCACACUGUCAGGCAGAGUUUGGCUCUUCAUUUUACUGUCCCUAGUUGCCAUUUUUAAUCCAAAUCUUUUAAAAACUACUUUUUUAACUUCUCUAGUUUUGUCUACCUUUCCUUGAGGGACUCCUUGUAAAGUAUAUGUGAUUAAAACAAAACUUUUUACCAUAUAAACUUUAAAGAAAUGAGAAUCCUUUCUAGGCAUUGUGUUAUGUUUAGGGUUGGAUGAAUUGGUCACUUUCUGUGACACUUGGUUAUAACCUGUUACUGCCAUUCACACAAGAUCAUUUUUUCUUGACUAUAUUUCCUGGUGUGUGUACAACUUACAAGUCUGAAUGUAUAUGUGCUUUUUGUACACCCUCUCCCUCACCCUACACAUUGUUAACAGGUGAGAAAUUCACUGGAAAAUUCAGUGCAGCUCAAGGACUGCAGGAUAACAGUUCCAGUUUAUAGGCGUGAAAAAUAUCAUUUAGUAUUGCCUUGCAAAACUUGGUCCUGCUGCUAUUCCUAAUUUUCACUUUCUUUUAAAGGCACUUUUUACCUGCUGCCCUAAAGAUCAGAAGUUACAAUAGUGGUACAGAUGAAUAUUUGUGUGGUGUUUGGCAGCUCUUUUGGUAUCCUUACAUUCCACUUUGGAUGUGCGUGGCUUAGUGGUUCUGGAUACCUCAGUCCACAAACCCUUUGCCCUGGUUUAAAACAUCUGGAAACAUUGAUAAGCUUUCUGGAUAGUCUAUUAGUAUGGCAGAAAUCCUUGAUUUUAGAAAACCGCAAAGGUAGAUGGAAGUGUGCAGGAUAAAUAGGGAUCUGGGCCUUUAGUGGGGUUAUAAAAAAGUCUUUUCCUUGAGAGAAUAUAAUGCUAAGUAUUCAUUUUGUUCUAAAGAUAUUGAAAGGAAUUGCCCAGUAGCUUCCAGUUUUUCUCUCCUGACCACAGAUCAUCAUGUACUCUCAACUUACUGCAAAUUCUUUUGGAGACUCUACUAUAUGUGAAUUUGAUAAGAAUUAUAUGUUCAAAUAUUCUUGCAUAUUGUCACAAGGAUAAAUAAAGAACCCCACUGAUUUUUUUUCCCUGCCAGAAGAAAACGAAUACAUUUUUAGGUGAGUGAAGUUCAUUAGACCUGGAGAUAAACGCAGCUUAAGAUGUAGAAACUCUAGAAGACUUCUUGAUGCCACAAAUAGAAGCUGAGCAUAUCCUGGAAAUUAUAACUUCAAGAUCUAGUUUUCUGCCUCAGCCCUACACUUUACAACCAUAAUUGAGUCUGGCAAUUAAGGUGAUGUCAUGACAGUUGUAAAGUGGGUCAUUAUGUGAUCGACUCGAUUUUGUGAACUUUUCGGGUGGUUAAGUAAAUUGUCCAGGAUAAGCGAGUGUUGCAAUUCAGUGAAUGCCAUGAUCAUUAAUCUUGUUAUUCGCUGUAGGCCAGUUUCUGGCAAAAUGUAAGUCGCAGUCUCAUCAUGCUGAAAAUGGCUGUAAUUGUGGGACAGUUGCAGAGUGCCCAAGUGAAGUCACGUGACUAGGAACUUUAGAACCAGGUGAUAAAUAGCUUUGGAGGAUCUAUCAAACUUGGCAACUUUAAGACUUGUGGACUUCAACUCCCAGAAUUCUGACUGGAGAAUUCUGGGAGUUGAAGUCCACAGGUCUUAAAAUUGCCAAGUUUGGGGACCCCUGGUCUAUCAAACUUACAAUGGUCAUUAAGUAACUGGUUGGAAGUUGAGUACUACUUGCAAUAGAAUUGUUUUCUGCAUGUUUCCAUUUAGACUGAGAUUCCUCAUGCCCUUUCCCAGUGUUUUGUUCAAAAUAUAAUUGCUUGUCUUUCAAUCUUGUAUAAGCAUGAUAAUGGGACAUACAAGCUUAUUGAAAUGAAGCCAUGGGGUAUCUAACUUAAUAUCUGAUGUCUUAACAUGAUCAGCCUUCUAUAUCUGGACAGGUUACCAUCAAAAACCUUUGUCAUGUGAAGCGGUAGUAAAUAAUGCAGUUUGAAUGCUUAAAGAAUUACUGUAUUACUUUCCCCAGAUUUGCCAUAUUUAACUUCAAAGGGUAACUUAUUCUAGUGUAAUUGGGGGCAAGAAGGAAAAAUAUCCAUUUUUGUUUUAUUUCUUCCAUGCCUUUUCUCUCUCAAAUUAAAAAAA
This is a messenger RNA of Pseudonaja textilis, 7719 nucleotides long. NCBI's taxonomy places the organism in Eukaryota, Metazoa, Chordata, Lepidosauria, Squamata, Elapidae. The record is from RefSeq and is a predicted model, not a curated record.